UCCCAACUGUUGAGUUCACUGCUUCACAAAGACGAUGGACAUUGGCGACGACAUUUUCUUCGAUGACUGGGAGGACGCCAUGCUCAACCAGCUCAUCCAAGCCGAAGAGCUCGUCCUCUCUUCCAUCGCCAAACCAACCCAACAACAACAACAACAACAACAACAACCCCCGCCACAACUGCCACAACCGCCGCCACCGCAUUCCGUUUGUGAACCCUUAGGGUUCUCUCCUCCUCGAGAGCUCUCUCAGAGGGCUCCCGAUUUCGAUUCUUUUCCUCUUCACCAUCGUCAUCAUCAGCACCACUCUCCCCCUCGCCCCGCAAAACCCUCUUCUCAUUAUUCUUAUACAUCUUCUUCUUCUUCUUCCGGUUUUGCCUCUGCUCCUCCCCGACCGCAAGAUUCCGAUAAGGACAUCGAAAUCGAACGGCUGAAGACGGAGCUGGGACGUGCUUCAAAUCAACUUGCAAAUAUGGAGAAGGAGUGUCUCAUGUUAAAAAAAGAAAGAGACAAGAAAGAGGAACAACUCAGAUUAAUAUCUUUGAAGAACGAAGAAGCAAUUGCGCGUGCUAACUGUUCCAAGUCUGUAGACAAGCCUGACAAUCAUAAAUUCUCCUCAUUUGAAAAUGGAAUGUCAUCAAAAGAUCCAAGUGUUGAGAAAACUUUUAAAUCUAAGGGGGUUGAAACUGACAUGGUUAGUCACCAAGAAGCUCAAGCUUCUCUAAGCAAUGCUGUCCCUGCUUAUCUUGAUCUUUCCCAGAAGUUGCUGGCAAUACAGGGAACUUCAGUUGGCAAAAGACUGGGAAGUAAUGCAAUAUCGAAGUUGCUUGUGUGUUGCCAUAGAGACUUUUAUACUCUUUUUGGAUUCAUGAGCAUGAGUCUUCCCUCUGAAAUACAAAGAAAAUUACUCUCAGAUAUAAGCUCAUCUGGAAGAGCUAUACAAUAUCUCAAGGAUUGUUUUCAUACUGCAGAAGCAGCCAAGGUGUCACAUCUCUAUCUUGUGUUGACAAAGGUAAAUGAUGGAACAUACGUAUUGGAAAAUAUGAUUGAACCAUUACUUGAUCUCUGCAGUAUGGAAAAUGUUGUUAUUGUCCAGAGCUCUCUAUUUAUACUGCAUAAUCUUCUGAAGUUCCUACUGGAGGAAUCGAAAAUUAAUUCGGGAAGAAGGGACAAUGUCUAUACUGAACAAAUUUGCAUUGAGAAGAAAACCGUGGAUUCUAUUCAAUUAGAAAGUGUUAAAGAUGGAACGCUCUUCAAUGAAGAAGUACUAAGCAGAAAGGAGUGCUGGAACCUUCAAAAUGCAUCGCCAACUCAUGUAAAUUGGCUUAACCUUUUUGAGACAAUGCACCAAAUUGUCAUGAGGAUCAAAGAAGAAAGCGUCAGGGUGGAGGCACUGUCCAUCAUAAAUCUGGUUCUUCUCAAGAGUAAUGCUUACUUUGAGAGGGCCCAGUUUAACCAGAAUAUACUCUUUAAAACUAUAUCAGGAUUGCUCAAGAAGGAUGCUGGACUUAUCGUCAGAAGACAUGCUCUAAGACUUCUUUAUUUAGCGCUAAAUUGUCCAAACCUGUUGGCCACUUUUUGCUGUGGUUGCCGAGAAGGGGAGAGUACUAGUGCUAUGGAUGGUCAUGCAUCUGUUUCUGAUUUCAAAGAUUUUGGAACCAUCCUUCAGGGAUUGGGUGACUGUGUAGCAUCUUGUGGAGGUGGCUUACUGGAGUUGAAAUUAAGCAGAAAUGCCAUUCUUGUGUUGGCAUUCCUUGCAUCGUCCGGGAAACCUGGUUUUGAAAUUUUCAUUGGACACAGGCUUUCUAGGGGUGUAAACUAUCUUAUGCUGAUUUUGCAAUUGUUGGUAUCAGAGGUGGACCAUGAAGCUAGAGUAGGUAAAGAACUGUCAGAGAUUUCCAGGGAGAGGACCAUUUUGAUGCGGGAGAUACUUAUACUACUGAACAGACUUGUGUCGAAUCCUUCAUAUUCUGCCACUGUGUUGCGCAGCUUAUCGAACACAAGGGAUAUGGCUGGUUUGACAGUAGAUGUUGCAAUCAGAUUAUCUCGGAAGAUAAAUGAGUGCAUUCUACAGGACAGCAUGGUGAAGCAUAUAAGAGAAACUGAAAUCGUUGACCUUGCUCGUGUGUUCAAGAAAAGGGUAUUCACAUAUUUAGGAGAUGACUUAUUAUGAAGCCCCAUCUUUCCGUUAGAUUUUGUAUAUAAAAUAUAUGCAUGUUUGUACACGUACCAUUCUACUACUGUAGGAAUUGAGUCUUGUAAAUUUUGCUUUGGGGAGAAAAUUUGUAUUGGCUUCACACAGAAAUCUGUCUCCUAAAAUUUUGUAGCAGUGGAAGGCUUACUCCUGAGGCUGUAUAAUUUUGAAUGUGGCCAUCAAACAUUCAUAAAGAAAAUUUUAGUGGAUGAAAUGUUUAUUAUUGUUGUUAUUAAGAAAAUCUCUC
Molecule: messenger RNA, 2438 nt
Organism: Arachis stenosperma
Lineage: Eukaryota; Viridiplantae; Streptophyta; Magnoliopsida; Fabales; Fabaceae
Product: protein SENSITIVE TO UV 2
Exons: 12
Coding region: 35-2170 (711 amino acids)
Biological process (GO): DNA damage response
Source: RefSeq, a predicted model, not a curated record